AAACACUCCACCAACAAAACAAAAUCUUUCUCUCUCUUUUUUUCUGUAAUGGAGGUUUCAGCGAGAAAGCCUUAUUUCAUUGAAGAAGACGAUGAUCUAGCUUCCUCUUUAUCAGAGAUGGAAGCUGGGUUUUCUGGUAAUAGUAGAAAUUCACAACACGGCGUGCUUCCGAGUCCUUUCGCUUACACGAGGAUGAAUAGUUUCAGCAAGAACACGAACCAUGGCUACAAUAACUACCCUCAGAGUUAUUAUUACAAUCAAUACUCUGUUUCAUCUCCUAGAUCUGUUGUGUCCGGAAGAUUCCAUGAUUUCAGAUUCGAUAACCAACAGCCUCAUUUCUUGGAUUCAUGUUUCCUCUGCAAGAAACCACUUGGUGAUAACAGAGACAUCUAUAUGUACAGAGGAGACACACCGUUUUGCAGUGAAGAGUGUAGACAAGAACAGAUAGAGAGAGAUGAAGCAGAAGAGAAGAAAAAGAAUCUGUCUUAUUCUGUGAAAUCAGCAAUGAGGAGGAAAGAACAACGAAGCUCCUCUUCUUCUCCUACUAGAUCUCGUCGUGAUUAUGCUUUUCACAACGGAGGCACUGUUGCAGCUGCUUGAAACUCUGAAUCUGAUUUAUGAGUUUUGAGAAUUUUAAUAAUAAUAAUUAAGUUCAAAAAAAGGGAAAAGUGAGAUUUUCUCUUUGAAGCUGGUUUUGGGAUUCUCUCUUUAGAUCUUUUUCCUUAAAGAUCAUUUUGCUUCAGCUUGAAGUUUGCAGGAAAAAGAGAAAGCUAAAGAUCCUUUAACUUCAGCUUGUUUUUUUUUUGUUUGUGGUUUUUGUUUUAACUUGAAAGUUUUGGGAGUUCAUAUGAGAAGAGAGAAAUUGUAAAUGCCUGUGUGAGUUAAUGUCCAUGGCAUGCUUCAGUAAAUUUUUCUUUGUUUUUUUUACGAAGAGAA
Molecule: messenger RNA, 936 nt
Organism: Eruca vesicaria subsp. sativa (arugula)
Lineage: Eukaryota; Viridiplantae; Streptophyta; Magnoliopsida; Brassicales; Brassicaceae
Source: the annotation of a GenBank genome assembly